CGAGUGCAAAAAACACUCGAAUCCGUUGCGGAAUAUCGAAACCGGUUCUACCGAAUGUUCGUGAAGACUGAGCGAGUGGGUUCGAUGUCCGAUGGGGAUUUGCAAUGCGCCUGYCAYGUUUCAGCGAGCAAUGAACAUGACGUUCCAMAAUUUCGUCAACARGAMRCGGCUGACGCAAGGGAUGAUUAACUUUUGCGUCAUCGUGUACAUGGACGAUAUCCUGGUCUAUUCGGAAACCUAUCACGGGCACGCGCAACAUAUUGAAUGGACAUUGGGCGCGCUGAGAGACGCUGGGUUCAAGAUUGCGCUUGAGAAGGGUGAAUUUUUCCUUUCGGAAAUUUCAUUCUUGGGCUACGUCGUGACACGUGGAGGACUGCGGCCGGACUCGAGAAAAGUUGCGGCGGUGAAGGAAGCCCCGAUUCCCACAUCACUGACGCAGGUUCGAGCCUUCUUGGGGUUGGCGUCGUACUAUCGGCGCUUCAUCAAAGGCUUUGUCGCGAUUGCACGACCGCUAACGAAUCUGUUACGGAAGGACCAGCCUCUCAAUUGGGACGCGGAGUGCCAGCAAGCCUUUGCAACCCUCAAAGACGCUCUGGCAACAGCCCCUAUUCUGAUUCGACCGGACCCCUCGAAGCAAUACAUUCUCAUCACGGACUGGCAGCCGGAAGCUAUUUCCGCUAUUUUAGCGCAGAAGGGGAACGAUGGUCGUGAACACAUCAUCGAGUACGCGUCACGAGCCGUGCCGGACAAACGAAGGAACGACUUCGCACCUCAAGGCGAAUGCUAUGCAGUGGUCUGGGGAAUCCAGCACUUCCAUCCAUAUCUCUACGGACAGAAGUUUCGUCUCGUAACGGAUCACGAGCCUCUGCUAGCUUUGAAAAAGCUCACCAACUACACGGGCAUGAUUGGCCGUUGGGCGGUGCGACUACAAGAAUACGGCUUCGAUAUCGUCCAUCGAAAGACAGAGCGACACGGCAACGCGGACGGGCUGACACGUCUGCAUCGACCUGCCAAGGUACCCAAGGGCGAGGAAAUUACACCGUGGAAGGAGCCGGACCUGACCAACGAGCCUAAGAAGGUGGAGGAGGGCGGUCUCACCUUGAUCACGGACGAGUUGCUGGUGUUUUUGACUCAGUUGGCGGACGAUCUGCCCCUGGAUAUCUUAUCACACAGUGACAAGCAGCCUGGCACCCACGUGCUGUCUCGAACGCUCGAGCCGCACUGUGUGUGGUCCACGUGCACAGAAAUCGACGAGGACAAUUGCCUCUAUCUCUACCAUGCGCUCUACUUGGAGAUCGACGUUACCGAUCUCACGUUUUGGGACCCGAUUGCGAGACAAAACAUGGCACAGGACGAAGAGAUAACGAGAGCAGAUGAAGAAGAGGAAGAAGAGGAACCAUCAAGUGAGGAAAGGGACGAUCCGGACUACGUACCGGAUAGAGAGGCAGGGAUAGCCGACGAAUCAAACCAGCCGCAGGCGUAGGACGAGGGGGUGGAACCAGAAGAAGAAGAAGGAAGCGGGCUAUCAGGAUCAGAGUGCGAAGGAUUCGAGGCUGAAGUGCGCGACGCGGCACGAAAACGAGCGCGAGAGCGGAGGAAACGGAAGCGCCAGGAAACAGCGAAGGGAAAGCGACCCGCAAUAGACGUGUCCUCUGUCGAUCCGUCGAUCGGAGACCCGUGGCGUGAUCCGGAGCCGCAAGAAGAG
Messenger RNA from Chara braunii, 1705 nucleotides. NCBI's taxonomy places the organism in Eukaryota, Viridiplantae, Streptophyta, Charophyceae, Charales, Characeae. The record is from the annotation of a GenBank genome assembly.